UUGUGACAGAGCACACCUGCUUGAUCUCCGCCGUCGAGCGCUCCCGAGUCCAAUUACCGCAAAGGCCCGAGAAGCCGCUUUUGCGCUCCCUCAUCCCCCCGAAAAAACAAACCCGACUGGAUUUUUUUUUUCUUCCUUUUUUUUUUUCGGGGAGUCCAACCUCUGCUUUUUCACCUUCUGCCUCCACCAGGAACAGGCUUCCUUCCACUAGCAGCACCAUGAGGUCAGCGUGUCUCUCUCUACUCCUGGUCACCGCCUGCUGGGCGCUCCCCUUCCGCCAAUCGGGCUUCCUGGACUUCAUGAUGGAGGAUGAGCCCGGCUCGGGUCUGCCCGCGGUGCCCAAAGAGGUGGACGAAACCGUGAUGUUUCCCGAAGGACCCCGGUGCCCUUUCCGCUGCCAGUGCCACCUGCGUGUGGUCCAGUGCUCUGACCUCGGUCUGAAGGAGGUUCCCAAGGACAUACCAGACGACACCACUCUGCUCGACCUGCAGAACAACAAGAUCACCGAGAUCAAGGAGAACGACUUCAAGAACCUGAAGGGGCUGCACGCGUUGAUCCUGGUGAACAACAAGAUCAGCAACAUCCAUGCCAAGGCCCUUAACCCUCUGACAAAGCUCCAGCGCCUCUACCUGUCCAAAAACAAUCUGAAGGACAUGCCAGCCAACAUGCCCAAGAGCCUGCAGGAGCUGCGCAUCCACGAGAACGAGAUCACCAAGAUUAAGAAGGCCUCCUUCCAGGGAAUGUCCCAUGUCAUCGUCAUGGAGCUCGGAUCUAACCCCCUGAAGAGCGCAGGGAUCGAGUCCGGCGCAUUCGCUGACCUCAAGAGAGUCUCCUACAUUCGCAUUGCGGACACUCAGAUCACAGAGAUUCCCAAAGGUCUGCCCAGCUCGCUCGCUGAGCUCCACCUGGAUGGAAACAAAAUCUCCAAGGUCACCGCCGAGAGUAUGAAGGGCCUCAAGCAGCUGGCGAAGCUGGGUUUGAGCCACAACGAGAUCAGCCUGGUCGAGAACGGCACCCUGGUGAAUGUCCCCCACCUGCGGGAGAUCCAUCUGGACAACAACGCCCUGACCACCGUGCCCCCCGGCCUGCCUGACCACAAAUACAUCCAGGUGGUCUACCUCCACGCCAACAAGAUCGGCGUGGUGGGAACAGAGGACUUCUGCCCCCCCGGCUUCAACACAAAGAAAGCCAUGUACUCGGGCAUCAGCCUCUUCAGCAACCCCGUCCCCUACUGGGAAGUGCAGCCCAUCACCUUCCGUUGCGUCUUUGACCGCUCUGCCAUCCAGCUGGGCAACUACAGGAAGAAGUAGAGAGGCCGUGUCCCCGACGCCCGCCAUCUUUCACCACCACAACCGCCACCACCGAGGAAAUGUGCAUUUGUAAAUGAGCGUGUGAAAGUGUGUAAGUGUGUGUGCGAGUGUGUGUUUGUGCGUUUGACCACUGACCGUCAACCCUCUGAUCCAACUUUCUCCUGAUGGUGGACAUGGACCUCAAGCACAUUUUUUUUUUUUUUUUUGGUUUGUUUGUUUUUUUACAUUGUUUUUUUCCUCCACCGUUAUUUAGCUCGGCUUCGGUUGGUAUUAAACGCGGCUUGCAGCACACAGCCACUGCAAAUCAUUGGUAGAGCCGUAAUAUAUUCUCACACUCAUACUGUAGCAUAGUCAUGUGCAUCAUAUGGGACACAUCGGUUUUUGUUUUUUUGUUUUUUUUUUUUGCUUUUGUUUUUUUUUUUUGUAGACGAGGCCUGUGGAGCAGGCAGCAAAGCCGAGAAUGUUUUCAGUCAUUUCUGUUUUCACGAAAGCGUGACUUCCAUGGCUUCCUCACGCUUGCUACUCGUCUUCUCUUCCGCUUUUCAAUGUCCGGUGAGAACCAAGGUUCCUUUCUAAAUUUAGAAUAAAAGAUAUAUGUUUUAAAUGUCACUCCCAAAGAAUUAUAUGCAUGCUUUUAUUUUGCAGUUUUCCCGGAAUGUCUUUUUGAACGCUCUUUCCACUGCUACCCCAUUGUUAGUUUCAAGAGAAGGGUGUUUUGUGCACCUCGACGUUGGUGUGAAUAUUGGAUGUAUAGACACUGUAUAUAAAUGCUGUAUAAAAACCUCUCAUUGCAUACAAAAGGCACUAGAACUAAUCACAGCUUAAAUUUAUCAUUAAUUUAUCAACAACAAAGGCGUUCCUCUUAAUCUCCAGAGCAGGGGGUCUCCCGCCAAAAGUGUCCUGAAAGAAUAAAAACCCUCAUGGAAAACCUUUGAGAUGGUUGUAAUGACAGAAAUGACCGUGCAUUGUCGUCAUCAGUCACUUCCAGCGAAACGAGACCAAAGAGAUGGUAAGAUGGUCGCAGAUGAUGGUGCAGGACUCCAGGAGUAGACCGCAUCCUGGUCCACUAGCGGGCAGGAAACACCACCUUAGCGUUGCCUAACUUUACGUGACCAUCUUUAUGGUCCGAGACAAAAAAAUAUUGACACAAGGAGCACAUUCAGCCUCUGUGAUCUGCGGCUCUCCAGAGACUGUGGGAAUAUUUAGGUUAAAGAAAUGAAGCGGGAACACAGUGGGCGGGACAAAACUGUUAGCUUCAAACAAGCCUUUGCGAUCAGAGAGUCACAUCGGUCUUUUGCCGCAACAUCUGUAAAGACGUCUGGUCAUUUGAGCCGCAGGGGUCAAACGAACCUUUACUGAGACCUCGACUUCUGAGGACCAAGCCUGGAUAGGUGGCUCCAUCUAGAGAUGGUCUAAAACCAAGAAGUGCUUCCUGAUCUCAGUCAGGACAGCGGUGGCGAGUGGCAAACCAACGUAGGCUCACAGAGCAGGCAGACAACAAGAAGGUGCAAGGGUUGCGGGGUGAAGCAGAGUCCUUUUCGGGUUUUCGUGUCGACAUAUAGGGACACAAACCAGCUCUGACCAGAAAUCUUCUGCUUUUCCUUUCGGCUUGUCCCGUUAGGGGUCGCCACAUACCCCGAUGAGCUCCAGCCACCAGAUGGCAUCUUUCACUCUGUACUACGUAGAAAUACAUGUGUUUUUUCCUUUCUUCUGACAGCUUUGAUUUCCCAAAGAAAUUGUCUUUUAUCUAAAGCACAUAUUUCACGUCAUUUGGACAUCAAUUAAAAACUAUUUACAACUAU
Syngnathoides biaculeatus (alligator pipefish) is the source of this 3112-nucleotide messenger RNA. RefSeq names its product decorin (gene dcn). Gene Ontology annotation, molecular function: protein binding. Bases 219 to 1310 code for a protein of 363 amino acids. The record is from RefSeq and is a predicted model, not a curated record. Lineage: Eukaryota; Metazoa; Chordata; Actinopteri; Syngnathiformes; Syngnathidae. The transcript has 8 exons.